GCAGCUCGCCACCCGGGGUAUCCGUUUUGUUGAUGCACCAGUCAGCGGCGGACCGAAGGGGGCGGCCGCGGGCAGUGUCACCUCGAUGGUGGGCGGCUCUCCGGCCGACGUGGCCGAUGCAUCCGUCUUCAUCGAAGCCUGGUCAAAGAAGGUGGUGCACUGCGGCGCUGUCGGCGCGGGCGAUGCGACCAAGUCGAUCAACAACGUGCUGAACUCGGCGCAUCUGCUGCUGGCGACCGAGGGCAUGCUCGCCCUCAAGAAGUACGGCGUCCAGCCGUCAACCGCGCUCGAGGCGAUCAACGGCGGCUCGGGCAUGUCGCUGCAGACGACGCGGCUGCCCGACAAUGUGCUCUCGCGCAAGUUUGCGUACGGGUUCGCCCUCGGGCUGAUGCGCAAGGACUGCAAGAUCGCGGGGGGCCUCGUCGCGAGCCAGACGCCGAGCGCCACCCUCAUCCCGCGCGUCGUCGACCUCCUUGGCGAGGCGGAGGCCGCCUUCGGCCCCGAUGCGGACUACACGCAGAUCGCGCAGCUGCUCGAGGACCGCGCGGGCGUGACUCUCGGCUAAAGAAGAGAUGUGCAUGCUUUGCAGUGGUUCCCACGCUCGAGCCGUAGAAGCGUUUCUGUACCUUAGCCAAGACGGCGCCAACUUGCC
Molecule: messenger RNA, 652 nt
Organism: Emiliania huxleyi CCMP1516
Lineage: Eukaryota; Haptophyta; Isochrysidales; Noelaerhabdaceae
Exons: 1
Coding region: 86-565 (159 amino acids)
Molecular function (GO): oxidoreductase activity; NAD binding
Source: RefSeq, a predicted model, not a curated record